Molecule: messenger RNA, 1037 nt
Organism: Cebus imitator (Panamanian white-faced capuchin)
Lineage: Eukaryota; Metazoa; Chordata; Mammalia; Primates; Cebidae
Gene: NUDT3
Product: nudix hydrolase 3
Exons: 5
Coding region: 646-1017 (123 amino acids)
Biological process (GO): diadenosine pentaphosphate catabolic process; diadenosine hexaphosphate catabolic process; diphosphoinositol polyphosphate metabolic process
Cellular component (GO): cytoplasm; nucleus
Molecular function (GO): endopolyphosphatase activity; bis(5'-adenosyl)-pentaphosphatase activity; bis(5'-adenosyl)-hexaphosphatase activity
Source: RefSeq, a predicted model, not a curated record
CCCAGGGGAGGGUGGCAUGACCUUGGUUCAUCCCAAGCCGCGAAGACGCGGCGUGACCUUGGCCAAGUCCCCACUUCCUCAUCCGCUAACUGGCGAGGCUGCACCGGAGGGUCUCCGCCCCGGCCGCUAGGCGUCUUGCGCCGGUACCCCUAUCUUACUGGGCUUCCUCCGCGCGUCCCACCAGUUCUACGCCUACGCUGCCGGCGUAGUGGCCGCCUGGAGACUUGCGGCCCUCUCUUUUCAGACGCUGGUUUCCGCCGCGCAGACUGGGUGGGCGCGAUUCCCGAACGCGGCCUGCGCUGCGAGCGCGCGGCCGUCCCGCAGGCCGGUGCGGCCUUACGCCGCUGACGCAGCGCGCCCAACAUGGCGGCGCGGUCGUCGUCGGGGGUGGCGGCGGCAGAGGGGGCGGCGGCCUUGGCGGCAGCGGAGACUGCAACCGUGACGGUGGCAGCGGCGGCGCGGGAUCUGGGCCGGGGGGAAUGAGGCGGCCGCGGCGGGCCAGCGGCCGAGCCGUGUAGCGGAGAAGCUCCCCCUCCCUGCUUUCCUGGGUUGAGCCGGGGGCGCGCGCGUGCGCGGCCGUCCUGAGCGGGCUCCCCACCCCUCGGCUCCCGCGACCCGCACCGCACCCCCACCCGGGCCCGGAGGAUGAUGAAGCUCAAGUCGAACCAGACCCGCACCUACGACGGCGACGGCUACAAGAAGCGGGCCGCAUGCCUGUGUUUCCGCAGCGAGAGCGAGGAGGAGGUGCUACUCGUGAGCAGUAGUCGCCAUCCAGACAGAUGGAUUGUCCCUGGAGGAGGCAUGGAACCCGAGGAGGAGCCAAGUGUGGCAGCAGUUCGUGAAGUCUGUGAGGAGGCUGGAGUAAAAGGGACAUUGGGAAGAUUAGUUGGAAUUUUUGAGAACCAGGAGAGAAAGCACAGGACGUAUGUCUAUGUGCUCAUUGUCACUGAAGUGCUGGAAGACUGGGAAGAUUCAGUUAACAUUGGAAGGAACAGUUUGAGCUGUAAUGGAAAAUAAAGUCUGGUGAGAUCAAAUUA